CGGCGUCUGCCUCUUCACCCCCAGUAUUGCCCUGCUUGACGCACGCGUGCUGACAGGGGAGGGGAAAGGGGAAAGCUUCUCCCGCACAUAGCUCGCGGUCAGGGCACACGGGAGGAGAUGCCCGGCCAGGGUCCAGUGUCCGAGUGGACGGAGUGCAGUUCUUCCACAGAGCCGCCCACAGGGGCCAGGGCCGAGGGUGGCGGCGGCGGAUCAGCUGGAUAUUCUUAUUACCAGAAUUCCAAAGGUAUUGAUAGAUUCAAAGAUGGACACAAAAUGAACUCACACAUAGCCAUGCUGCAAGAGUUAUGGAAAACGCCUCAAGUUCAAACAAUUCACAUCCCUAAGUCAAUGACAGAGACAUCCUUUCUAAAGCAUCCAGACCUCACCUUAGGCCAGAAGCGUUACCUGUGCAGCAUUGCUAAGAUCUAUAAUGCAAACUAUCUGAGGACGUUAAUGAAGAGGCAGUACAUGCAUGUGACCCAGCACAGCUCACAAAAACCAGGUGUCCUCACUCAUCACAGGAGCCACCUCAGUUCUCGUUACUCACAGAAGCAGCAUUACCCCUGCACUACAUGGCGACACCAGCUGGAGAGAGAGGACUCGGGGCCUUCUAACAUUGCAGCUGCAUCUGCACCUGAGAUGAUCAUACAGCAUUCCCUUUGGCGACCAGUGAGAAACAAAGAAAGUUUAAAAACUGGAUAUGCAUCUAAAACAAGAUGUAAGUCGCUGAAGAUUUUUAGAAAACCAGGCAGACUGUUCAUGCAAUCAGUUUCCAUAAAUGAUUCUGAAUCAUACAUGAAUGAAGAAAAAAAGGAAGAUGAUUUGCUAAAUAAGUGUAUGCAAUCAAUGUCAAUUGAAGAACACGGAGAACAUCUGAUGCUAACUUGACAAUCUUGAGUAUUGGUGAUGUGCCAAAGGUGGGGGGAAGGGAUUGUGAAUCGUGUCCUCUCUACAUUCAGUAUUGUUAUUCACCACUAAGUCAUUAAGUAAUUUUAGUUUGUUCAGAAACUUUUACUACCAUGUAAAUGGUUUGAUGUAGUUCCAUGUACGAAUAUUUUGUGUAAUAAAAUUUGUGUGAAAUAUAUGCGUGUAGUCCUAGCUAGGUACAAUUAAAAUUCUUCUUGUCACCUAAAA
Messenger RNA from Orcinus orca (killer whale), 1134 nucleotides. It is a transcript of the gene FAM216A, whose product is annotated as family with sequence similarity 216 member A. Lineage: Eukaryota; Metazoa; Chordata; Mammalia; Artiodactyla; Delphinidae. The record is from RefSeq and is a predicted model, not a curated record. Bases 118 to 888 code for a protein of 256 amino acids. The transcript has 7 exons.